AAUGCCUGAUUCUCCUAAAUAGCAAAUCAGACAAACUUUAACAAAAAGUCUGUAGAAAUGUCAGAGGAUGAGGUUCAGUAUGCUUCAGUGGUCAUCAAAAGCAGGAGACCUCCGAGAGCUAAAAAAGAGGAAGAGGUUGUGUAUGAUGAAGUGAAGAUAAAUCAAAUGGCUCAGCAAACGGCUGAAAAAAAUGACUCUGCAGGACUUUUAACAGACAAUGAAGCAAAAAGAAGAUUUCUCUGCUAUCAGAAGUUGACUUGUUGCUUUGGGAGUCUAUGUGUGAUUUUGGUUUUGGCCAUCAUUGGAGUUUGUUUCUACUAUGUAUCUUCUCACAAGAGUGAUGAAGAGGAGCUGAAGCACCUGAAAGCCAACCAAACAUUCCUGCUGCAGGAAAUUUACAACCUGACAAACAUCAACAAAAACCUCACAGAACAAAUGGAACCCAUAAAGAAAACAUGGAAUGAGCAGAACAUCAGUCGAGCUCAGUGGAGCAUUGAUGAAUACUGUCGCAUGGAAAACAACAAGAGAACGUGUGUUUCUUGUCAGAAAGGCUGGCUACAGUCUCAGUCCAGCUGCUAUUUAGUUAAUGAUGCUGAACCUCAACAUCAGAGAACCUGGGAAGAAGCACGAGAAAACUGCAGAGGAAAGAGUUCAGAUCUGACUGUUGUUGGUAAUGAAGCUGAAAAGGCGUUUGUUAAAGACACGAGUUGGGUUAAAAACAGAAUUAAAGGAUACUGGAUCGGUCUCAGAGUUGAAGAAGGGAAAUGGAAAUGGAUCGAUGGAAGUGAUCUGACCAAUCAAGCCUGGAUACAGCAGCACUCUGCAACUGAUGGUCAAUGUGUAACUUCUCUCCAGAACCAAGAAUGGAGAUCAGUGAGGUGUAAUGAAAGGAACGCAUGGAUCUGUGAGAAGAAGGCUUUAUCUGUUUAAACAUGAAAUAUUCAGAUUUCUGGAGGAUACUUGGAAAACCUUAAAAUAAAAUAUAUACAAUUUUUAUUUUUAAA
Molecule: messenger RNA, 1004 nt
Organism: Girardinichthys multiradiatus
Lineage: Eukaryota; Metazoa; Chordata; Actinopteri; Cyprinodontiformes; Goodeidae
Product: CD209 antigen-like protein E
Exons: 7
Coding region: 58-930 (290 amino acids)
Source: RefSeq, a predicted model, not a curated record